AUGCGAUAUUCACACUCAAUUUUGAUCGUGGAAGAUGCUGAAAAUAUAGUCCGUGAUCGAAAUCAAGACAUUUUUAUAACCAAUCAAGCUGUUUCCAAUCUGUUGAACCUUUCCGAUGGUCUACUUGAUGAUGCUAUGCAUCAACAAAUCAUUUGUACAUUUAAUUGUGAUGUCAAAAGUAUCGAUUCUGCUCUUCUACGCGAUGGACAACUUGUCGUCCAACAUAAAUUUGAUAAACUAAAUGUUGAAAAUGCUCGUCGUUUAUGUCUAGAAUUGGGCAUACCUGGGACUGGUAUAUCACAAGCGGCAUUAUGUCCAUUAGUUUUCACUCAGAAGAAUUUCACCGUUACCAAAUAUACAGGUGUUUGGUAUGAAACCUAUCGACGUGAUAUCAAGGAAGUUGAUACCAAAUGUAACAAUGACACAUUUACGUCUAAUGCUCAUGGAACCAUGGAUGUAUUGAGUCGAGCAUAUAAUAUUCUUCAAACUGGUGUGCUCAAUGAGCUUCUUGCUGUGAAUGUUGCUUCGCUCGAUGAUACUGCCGUCAGUCAAUUGGUUAAUCGUUUAUACUGUGGUGUGCAAAGGGCUUAUGCUUUACUUCAACAAUCUGUAUUAUCUAGUGAAAACCUUCAAGUCGAAGUUAAUAAUCGACUCACAUUAAAUGUAGCUCAAGCAGGUGCAUACGAAGAAAAUAUUAGAGGUAAAGAGACUGAAGUGCUUCAGACAAAUCAAGCACUUAGUAAUGCAUUAAGCCAAUUGACAUUGGCCGAACAUGCUGUCAUUGAAAAGCAAAACGCUGUUGCUAAUGCUGAUCAGGCAGUCCGUGAUGCCGAAGAAGCUGUUGAAAAGGCAAGAAAAUGUCGAGGAAAGCGAAGCUGGUUCAGCAAAAUAACCCGUCCUAUUGUUCGACCGAUCGAGAAUCUUGUCAAAGAUGUUAUUAUCAAACCUGUAUGUUCAGUGAUCAACGAAGGGGGUAUCGACAAUGCGAAAAAUCGGAGAGGUUACGCUUAUGAUCAGUUAACAAGUGCUCAGAACCAAGAACGCCACUCCCGUCAAGUUGUCGUCGAAACACAAAUAAUGAAAGCUAACUUGGAGGCGCAACUCGAUCAAUUACGAUCUUCAUUGGCCAAUGUUCAAGCAGCACUUAAAACAUUACGUAGUGAACUUGUCGUGACAACUAAUAUUAAUCAAGAGUUGAAACAAGUGACUACUCAACUCAGUAACGUCUUUAUAGGCUCAUCAGUUCUUCAAAAUACUAUAGCUCAUUUAAUUGAUUUUGAAUUACUUAUUAAUCCACUCAAUGCUGUUUAUGAUGCAAUUCACCAAAUUACUGCUCUUGGCGCAACAACAAGUAUUAGUCAAAGUCAAGUUCAACAGACGAAGACAAAUGAAAAAACAGAUGAAACUCUUCUUUAUCGAUAUCUACCUUCUGAUGGUGGUUGGUACUAA
Messenger RNA from Rotaria sordida, 1449 nucleotides. Lineage: Eukaryota; Metazoa; Rotifera; Eurotatoria; Philodinida; Philodinidae. The record is from the annotation of a GenBank genome assembly.